Molecule: messenger RNA, 1624 nt
Organism: Rubroshorea leprosula
Lineage: Eukaryota; Viridiplantae; Streptophyta; Magnoliopsida; Malvales; Dipterocarpaceae
Source: the annotation of a GenBank genome assembly
CCGUAUCUUCUUUCUCUGUACCGUUCUCUAACUGAUAACCGCUGUUACCUCCUUCCGGUGCUACAGAACCGGCGUGUUUGAGAGGAAUCUCGACUGUCAUUUGCAAAGGAAAUGGCGACCGGCGUCAGAUUGGAUCUGGACGGGAGGCCGAUUAAGCCGAUGACGAUAUGUAUGAUUGGAGCGGGGGGAUUCAUAGGGUCACACCUGUGCGAGAAGCUCAUGGCGGAGACGCCGCACAAGGUGCUUGCCUUGGAUGUCUACAAUGACAAGAUCAAGCACCUCCUCGAACCGGAUUCCCUUCCCUGGGCCGACCGCAUCCAGUUCCACCGACUCAACAUCAAGAAUGACUCCAGGCUCGAAGGCCUGAUCAAGAUGGCAGAUCUAACUAUAAAUCUAGCGGCGAUCUGCACUCCAGCGGAUUACAAUACGCGUCCUCUGGACACGAUUUACAGCAAUUUCAUCGAUGCGCUCCCUGUGGUGAAGUACUGUUCAGAGAACAACAAGCGUCUGAUUCACUUCUCCACUUGUGAAGUGUAUGGGAAAACGAUUGGGAGCUUUCUUCCUAAAGAUUCUCCACUGCGUCAGGAUCCUGCCUAUUACGUUCUUACAGAAGAUGCUUCCCCUUGUAUUUUUGGUUCUAUUGAGAAGCAGAGGUGGUCCUAUGCUUGUGCGAAGCAAUUGAUUGAGAGGCUCAUUUAUGCUGAGGGUGCAGAGAAUGGUCUUGAGUUCACCAUUGUUAGACCUUUCAAUUGGAUUGGACCUAGGAUGGACUUCAUUCCUGGUAUUGAUGGUCCAAGUGAGGGUGUCCCACGGGUUCUGGCAUGUUUUAGUAAUAAUCUCCUACGACAUGAGCCACUCAAGCUUGUGGAUGGUGGCCAAUCCCAGAGAACUUUUGUCUACAUAAAGGAUGCUAUUGAAGCUGUUCUUUUAAUGAUUGAAAAUCCAGCUAGAGCCAAUGGGCAGAUUUUCAAUGUUGGCAACCCACACAACGAAGUUACAGUAAAGCAACUUGCUGAAAUGAUGACUGAGGUAUAUGCCAAGGUUAGUGGAGAACCAUCUCUAGAGGUACCAACAAUUGAUGUCAGUUCAAAAGAAUUUUAUGGUGAGGGAUAUGAUGAUAGUGACAAGAGAAUUCCGGACAUGACCAUAAUAAAUAGACAACUUGGCUGGAACCCCAAGACUUCACUUUGGGACUUGCUUGAGUCAACCCUGACAUAUCAGCACAGGACUUAUGCCGAGGCUAUUAAGAAGGCCAUGGCAAAAUCUGUUGCAUCUUAGCUCAAGGGAGACGGUACUUUGGAAUGAGAAAGGAAAGAUGAGAUGAGAUGUGCUUAUAGGCAGAUAUUUCAAUUCUUUUCAAAUAUGUCUUAAAUAUAUCUCUAAUGGUUGACUUGGCGUAUAGGCAAUAAUUUUUUUUUUUUUUUGGGCAUCUGUGUAAGGGAACUAUGCUGUGUUUAGUGUAAUCUUCCUUUGGCUACGGCACGUUGGAGUACUAUACAAAGAAAGCGGUUUUUGAUUCUGCGUGAUGUGGUUUUCUCUUCAUCACUCCAUUUUGUUUUUGUCUAACAUGGGUUGUGUUGUAUUAUUUUGUUUUAUCUUAUCAGGCACAUAUUUCGUAAAUUAU